This is a messenger RNA of Entamoeba histolytica HM-1:IMSS, 1446 nucleotides long. RefSeq lists its product as uncharacterized. NCBI's taxonomy places the organism in Eukaryota, Evosea, Mastigamoebida, Endamoebidae. The coding region runs from base 1 to 1446 and encodes 481 amino acids. The record is from RefSeq and is a predicted model, not a curated record. The transcript has a single exon.
AUGAGUAAAGACACACCUUAUCAUCUUUUAUUCAGAAAAGCCUUCAAAAAAGAUUUAGGAGAAAUCCCGAAACUUCCUAUUGAUAUGGUUGACACUAAACAAUUAGCAAUUCAUAGUGCAGAACGAAAAAAGCCAGCAACAAUUGUUUCUCGUGAUCAGUCAUUUGGAUUAACGUCGUUUAGUUUAUAUCCAAUUGUAGAAGGGAAAAAACAAGGAGAGCCUAAUGCAGAUUCACUAAAGUUUAUUCAAUUUGCUAAUUGUUCAAUUGGUAUAAUUGCUGAUGGAUGUGGAUGGGGAUUUAGGUCAAAAAAGGCUUCAUCUAAUGCUGUUUCUGGGUGUUGGGAAUCAAUUAGAAGUUCUAUUGGAAAAUGUAAAACAACACGUGAGAUUGCUACUUUAUUAGUAGAUUCAAUGGCAUCUGCUCACCUUUCAAUUUUACUUAACUCAGAUAGUUCAUUAUUAGAAACAGGUACAACAACAUUGUUAAUUUCUAUUAUAGUUACGUUACGUACUCAACAACCUUAUGCACUUGUAAUAUCAAUUGGAGAUUGUCAAGCAUUUUUAUAUUCACACGAAAUAGAACAUACAGACUCAAUAAUUGGUGAUAAUAGAAAAGGAACAGCAACAUAUGAUUGUGGAGGGGUUAUUGGACCAGCAGAAGGAAAAAAUCCAUCGUUAAGACAUGUAGAACUAAAAGGACGUUAUGUCAAAGAAAAUGAUAUUCUUCUUAUGAUGACAGAUGGAUUUCAUGAUAAUUUUGAUCCAGACAUAUGUCGUAUUACAAGUGAUAAAGAAAAUUAUGUUAAUUCGAUAAUUUCACCAAUUAUUAAACAAUCAGUCAGUAUUGGUGAUUGUGUUCAACAACUAAGUGAACAUAUUAUCAAUUUAACUGAUAAAUUAGCAGAAUUACAUUCUACCUUAAAAAGACGGUCAUGUAUUGUUUCACCUGGUAAAUUAGAUCAUUCAACAUUAUUAGUAUACAAUAUAUCAUUACAUAACAUUGAUAUUUCAAAUGAGGAUUGUUAUGUACCAAAUUAUUAUUUUAAACUUUAUGAAAAUCCUUCCCGUAUUAGUAUUUCAGUUAAUAAACAUUUAUUACCAACUACCACUCAUCUCAAACCAAAAUUAAAUGAGUCAUUAAGUCAACCAAUUACUCCUUCGUUAACACCACAUUUUCAAUUCUCUACUCCAGUUCUUACACUUUCUAAACCUACAUCCCCACGUAGGCUUCGUGCUUUAUCAAGAGAAUCAUUGAGGGCUCUUUCAUGUAAAUCAAUAUCAGAAUGUAAUCCAAAUGGUCAAUGUUUUUCUAGUUCUCCUUCUUAUUCUCCUAACUUAUCUCCAAAACAUACAGAAGAAUCAAAACAAGUUACAACAUCUUCUAAUUCUCCUACAGAACCAUAUCAUUCUUUUGUUCAAUUUUUUAUGCAACAUCAACAGAAUUAA